Molecule: messenger RNA, 945 nt
Organism: Aspergillus mulundensis
Lineage: Eukaryota; Fungi; Ascomycota; Eurotiomycetes; Eurotiales; Aspergillaceae
Exons: 3
Coding region: 1-945 (314 amino acids)
Source: RefSeq, a predicted model, not a curated record
AUGCCCUCCAAACCCAAACCCCAACAACCCAACACCCUGCACCUCAACGCCCCCGCCCUAGCCGGCGCCUUUAACCUCCCAAACACAAGCGCCCUGCAAACGCUCCAAACCUCCCCCACCAGCGCCGCAAAACCAAUCCUAGACGCCUGGACCGCCGAGCGCACGCAGUACAAGACCGCCAUCUCGCUGCGCGGCAUCCGCGACACGAAGCUGCUCGCGCUGUCGCAGGAUCCGAAAUACACUGUUAUCCUGACGAGCGAGAUGCACCCUGCUUUUAAUGCGGCGAAGAAUGGCGGUAGAGCUGGUGAUGGGGGUAAGGCGGGCGGGAAUGUCGACGGCACGAAUCUGGUGUAUCUUGCCGGGCUGUGGUAUAUUGGGCGGUUGGUGAGGGCGUGUCCGGAGUUGUUUCCGCGGUCAAGCAUUGCGGGAAAUGAAGGUGGAGGUGACAAGGGCGACGAGGAUGGAGAUGGAGAUGCUAAGGCAAAAGUGCAGCUGGACCCGUAUGAUGUGCUGCAUGGGUGGAAGCUGCUCAAGUGGGUGUUGAUGAGUUGUGCGUCCGGGAAGAAGAUUCGGGAUCGGAAGGCGACGGGGCCGGUGUGGCAUGUGCAGCCUGCUACUGCGACGUCGACUGCGACUGCAGCUGCUGUGAAAGUGGAAGGGGGAGAGGGAGGUGAGGAUGGGGAGUCGGACGCUGUUGCGACGAAGCAGGGGGCUGAUGCUGAGGACACUUCUGAUAUCGUUACCAACAAAGAUGAUCCAGCCGAAACUGGCGCUGAGGAUAUCAAGGAUGAGCCCGAGGCCGAAGCUGAACCUGAAGAGAGUGUCCCGAAGACCGAGGCAGAUAAGAUUGACAGCGUCAUCAAGCGCGCCCUUACGGAUGAUGAAGACUACGAUGCGUUGAGCGACGCAGAGAAGCACGAGGCAAAGAAGGCAAAGCCAUGCUGA